CCAAGGAAGCAAAUAAAAAGUUAUCUCCCCUGCUUGAAUAUAGGGGGCGUAGUAAACAUUGUCGAAUUCAACAAAAUGGCAGCGACCAGGCGGCUUACAAAGGAACUGGGAGACUUGACAUCACCAAGUUCUGCCCUGAAACGCUCAUUCCGGGAAAUCAAUGUGGAUGAGUCGAAUAUACUUCUGUGGCACGGCUUAAUUGUGCCUGAGAACCCACCCUACAACAAAGGAGCUUUCAAGAUUGAGAUAUCGUUCCCAGCAGAGUACCCGUUCAAGCCCCCGAAGGUGAUAUUCAAAACCAAAAUCUACCACCCCAACGUGGACGAGAAGGGUCAAGUGUGUUUGCCCAUCAUCAACGCGGAGAACUGGAAACCAGCGACUAAAACGGACCAUGUGGUGAGUGCCCUGAUUGCCUUGAUCAACGACCCUGAGCCGGAGCACCCGCUGCGGGCCGAUCUGGCCGAGGAGUACACCAAGGACAAAAAAAAGUUCAUGAAGAACGCGGAGGAGCACACGAAAAAGUUCAGUGAAAAGCGGCCCGCUGACUAAUCUAGGCGUGUGAACGACUGGUGACCUGCGUGUAUUCAUGUGAAGUCAUAGGGAUGGCGGAUCGAAUGCUAUCCAUUCCGAGUCUUUCAGCAAGGGGGUUGAGGCAUCCUGCUAGUAUCGAAAGGAACAGUAAUACAUUUGUAAUUUCAUUGAACAGCUUCCACCGUAGAAAUACUUGAAAUAGUUUUUCUUUUUUCCCCACCCCCCCUUUAAGAACAAUCAGUAGUCUGCUUGUCUAUGUCUGUGUCUGUUCCAGUGCUGCUGUCUGUUGUGAAGUUUUGCUCGGAUGCUGUUGAGAAAUUGAGAAAUUAAGUGAAGGGAACAGUGAACCGUAAAUUUAUUGUCUUGUCUCUAGUGAAUAUCCAGGAACAGUUGCAGCGGUCUCAUUGUGUUGAUUUCAGCGGCCUCUGGCUAUCUGUUGUGCCAUUUCAGGAAACUGAAGCCAUUAUUAUCAGAGAAUCUUUUUUUUUUUUUCGUCUAAAGAUGUGUCAAAGAUAACCUAUUUUCAUCGACUCGGAAUGGAUGUUUGGUGUCAACGGCAGGCACAGCCGUGCUAGUGGUGGUGUAAAUUCCCCUUUGUUCUUUCCAUGUGUUGUCUUAGCUGGAGUGUGCUGUGUGGUUGUGGCGCAUGAGAGAGAGAGAGACGUGCAAUUCAAUGACUGUUGUUUUUUGUUGUAUUUUUAAUCAAAUGAGUGUCCCUUGGCCCCCACCUGUGCAUUUGCCUCCCUUGCGCAAAGAAGAAUGAGUUGUUGUGCUUGCUGUGUGUGAACGAGACAGAGAGUGAGAGAGGUGAUGGGUUUGCACUUGUCCUGCGUCCAUCUGACUCUUGAGGCUCAUAUGCAUUGCCCCAGGCGAAGUGUUAAAGUCCUUGUUGCCUUUGUCUGAUGUGCAUGUGACUGGGUCUCUGGUCGCUCUUCAAAAGCAAUGGUUUGACAGAAGAAAUAAUCAUGUUUAAUUAAAAAUCAUCCUGUAUGAUAGUGCCCUGACGUGUGUAUGCACGAAUGAAUACCUCCCAUUUCUCCAGUAGCUUUGCUAUUUUUGCAAGAAUGAAAGUCCAGUGCUGCCCUUUCCCCUGAUGUCAUUGGACGUGUUGGAAUGUUUUAUAAUUACAAUGUUUAUGCUGAAUAAUACUG
Molecule: messenger RNA, 1682 nt
Organism: Aplysia californica (California sea hare)
Lineage: Eukaryota; Metazoa; Mollusca; Gastropoda; Aplysiida; Aplysiidae
Product: ubiquitin-conjugating enzyme E2 L3
Exons: 4
Coding region: 76-549 (157 amino acids)
Source: RefSeq, a predicted model, not a curated record